Molecule: messenger RNA, 723 nt
Organism: Glycine soja
Lineage: Eukaryota; Viridiplantae; Streptophyta; Magnoliopsida; Fabales; Fabaceae
Exons: 2
Coding region: 1-723 (240 amino acids)
Source: RefSeq, a predicted model, not a curated record
AUGUUGCUUACCAUUACCUUAGCUAUUGGUGUGCCAAUCAAGAUGGAUCGAAACAUGUUGAAUAUGAAUCGUGGUCAGUUUACACGAGUGUGUGUUCAAAUAGAUUUGAAUGUUCCUGUAGUGGGAAAAUUCAGUCUCAAUGGGAGUUGGUAUAGAGUGGAAUAUAAGGGUCUACAUGUUCUUUGUGCUACUUGUGGCUGUUAUGGCCAUGUUGCUCGAGCUUUCCCAACCAUACCAUUAUCUCAACUGAUUGCUGACAGUCAGGAAACCCAAAGCAAGCAAGGGGCAGGGGUGACUCCUAAUCCUAACCAUAAUAUGGAGAAGGUGUCACCACUAGCUAUUGAGUUUGAUGACGUUGCGACGCAUGAGGAGUGGAUGGUGGUGAAGCACAAACCUAGGAAGAACGAGACUAAUCAGAAGACACCAAUCAUGGUGAGAGCAACAUCUUCUCCAGAUGACAAAUCGGAAAGAUCGGAAAUUCCUCCAACUGGGGAAGUAGGAAGGUCAACUAUUUCUCCUGCUGGUGAAUCAGGAGGGGCAGCCGCUUCAUCUGAUGAUGCAUCGGAGAUGAUAAUCAGAGGUGGAGAUGGGGGAACUACUUCACGCUCAGGAGAAGACAGUGGAUUCACCAUUGGAGAUUGUGGGUCAGCUGGCUCUGGAUCAACCUACACAGGUGUGGGCUCAGGCGGAGCAGCCUCGUCGGGUCUCACCAAUGGAAGUUGA